AAGAUCAUCGAGAUGCCCGAACUGAGAAGUUGACAUUGUACACUCACUCACCUCCCUUUGAUUAAUUGGGCUUGAACGAACAGUCCUAAUGAGGGACUCUCCUCAUGGAAGACAAUGUCGAGAAAUCCUCAACCGAUAGAAUCGCUCUUGCUUCCUCUGAAGCCUGAGUCACUACAAUGCAUCCAUCGAUUCAUGGAAUAUGAGCGAGUCAAAGAGACACGUCGUUUCCCAAAGAAUCGAACGGCAGCAGUGGCCAUUAUCCUGUUCAUUGGGAGGUUAGGGGAUCUCUACGUCUUGCUCUCGACCCGGGCCGAGGCGAUGAGGACUUUUGCAAAGGAUACGGCGCUUCCCGGUGGUAAGUACGAACCUGGAGAUAAGGACGAAGAAGCCACAGCGCGCCGCGAGGCGUUCGAGGAGAUCGGCCUGCCUAUAGGUUACGAGCGAGUAAGGUGUCUCUGCUUGUUGGAUCCAUUUCUUACCGGCAUAGGACUCAUCGUCACGCCUGUCGUUCUCCUAGUGACGGAUAACGCCAUCAACCCCGUUUUGAACCCUUCAGAAGUAUCCUACUUGUUCUCCAUGCCUCUAUCUGCGUUUCUUCAUGAUCAUCCAUCUCGCAUACCCGGUUGGCACUUUGGCAUCUCUUCCAGAGUGGAUCCAGGCCCGUUUUACUCACCUCCACCGAUCGUCGAGUACGCAGACGAUGCUGGCGAAGUCGGAGGCAAAGAAGGCAGAUACUAUGGUUAUCGUGAUGUCAGAUGGGGUCCAGGAAUCGUCAGAAUGCACAGAUUCUUGACAGGUCGAGAGGCCGAUGGCAUCAAGCCAGUGUUCGGACUCACAUCUGCCAUUCUCAUUCGAGCCGCUAUGAUCGGAUACGAUACCCAGCCUGCGUUCAAAGUCCAUGCACCAGGUCAAGCGAGUAUGCUCGAGAGGAUAGAGUGGGAGAUCAGGAAUGGAACGGGACCUUUACGACAGGCUGUACUUGACGAUGGGUUGAUGGAUGAUUGGGCGAUCAGAUCCAAGCUAUAAUGAUGCAUCUACAGGCUACAUGUGUAAUGAUAAAGAUGUA
Molecule: messenger RNA, 1066 nt
Organism: Kockovaella imperatae
Lineage: Eukaryota; Fungi; Basidiomycota; Tremellomycetes; Tremellales; Cuniculitremaceae
Product: NUDIX hydrolase domain-like protein
Exons: 8
Coding region: 115-1026 (303 amino acids)
Biological process (GO): coenzyme A catabolic process
Molecular function (GO): coenzyme A diphosphatase activity; acetyl-CoA hydrolase activity
Source: RefSeq, a predicted model, not a curated record